AUGGAUCGCGCAAGGAAGCGCGAAUUGCGCACACUGAAUGAAAAGGCAUGGGAUGGCGAAUCUGAUGUAUUCCUCGUUGGAAAGACCCUCGAUUCGUCCCUCAAGAAGAAUACCGCUUUCAUCAAACGAUUACGAACUGCUGUCACUGCUGCGACCCUCAGCACCUUCCUCCAGGAAAUCCGAACCCUGAGCCUGCACAAGUACCUUUCCGAGAUUAUAUCUGCCUGCUAUGAAGGCCUUUGUAGACUCAAGUCGCCUGGUGAAAUCGAGGCCGGUGUUGAGAUCGUCAGUGCGCUUCACCAGCGAUUCGGGCCAAGCGAGUUUACGGAAUAUCUAGCGUGGCUGCUUGGUAAGGGUAUGGCAACUCCUGAUAAGGGUAUCCUCAAAUCUCUGGCACCCGAGGUUCGUGAGAAGGAGGAGAAGGAGCGUAUCACUAGACAGCGCGCAUUACUUCGAGUGGUAACUGAGCUGUGGCUUGUGGGAGUUAUCAGGACGCUUGACGAUGUCAGCAAGCCUGACGACGCGACCAAGGGAGCUGCCGGCAAGAGCACCGAAUUGAAAACUCGGACCAACAAGGGUGCAGGUGCGGAACCUUUCCCUCUCGAAGUGCUGAAAGAUCUACUCGGAUACGACCGCGAACACGCAAAUCUCCCGCUUCUCGUCAUUUUUGUCAAGUCAUUCAGCUGGGAUAUCCUUGGAGUGAAGCCAACAGGAGCCGACGGUCGAAAGACAGUGGAGGAAGAUGGCACUACAGAAGGACACGAAGUUGAGCGAGGCGACGAAAGUGAGAAUGGAAUAUCCUCCGACGAAGACCAGCCCUUUGCCGAACCUGAAAUGCGGGAGCGAUUUAGGAAUAUCCUGAAAAAGUAUUUCGACGAUGUCAAAGGGCACAUUAUCCGGGACCAGAAGUCGAUACAGUCGCAAGCUCGGCGCAAUGCUGAGGCUUAUGUGAAAUCUGGUGAGGUUUUCGAAGACCGUCAGGCAAAUUAUGAGAAACAGGUAAAGGCUCAGGAACGCCUUGUCUCCAACGCCCAAGUGGUCGCAGAUGCCAUUGGGGUUGAAAUGCCUGAUUUGAAGGAUUCGGAUGAUUCACUCGCUGCUUCCAACGGAUCUAUCGGUCUUGUCAAGACAGGCGAUUACCUGCGUUCCAUGGGAGACGGCGCAGGGAUUUGGGAGGACGAUGACGAGCGCCGCUUCUACGAAAACCUAGUUGACCUUAAAGGCAAAGUGCCGGCUAUUCUACUCGAAGAUGGAAAAAAGAAGAAGACGGAUACCGACGAGCAAGUGGGCAAGAAGUUGGACCCGGCCGAAAUGCCCGAAGCUACAAAGACUGUUGAGGUCACCGACGAUCAGUCUACAUCCAUCGCAAACCGAACCAUUGGCGCGCAAGUCGAUGCUUUGCUUGCCCGUUUACCCGAGUUGACAAACAAGGACAUUGUCGAUCAGACGGCCAUCGAUUUCUGUUUCCUCAACUCGAAGGCUUCGCGCAACCGCCUCGUCAAGGCCUUGACAGAGGUCCCAAAAGGCCGAAGCGAUUUGCUGCCAUCUUGGUCACGACUCGUUGCUACCUUGGGACGAUAUAUGCCAGACGUUCCGAAAGGCCUUGUUGACUACCUGGAUGCUGAGUUCCGAAGCUUGCAAAGACGGAAAGAGAAGGACUUUUUGGGCCAGGUCCGCCUAAGUAACAUUCGCUAUCUUGCCGAAUUAACAAAAUUUGGCAUUGUUCCCGAGCAUGUUGUCUUUCAUUGUUUGAAGGUCAGUCUUGACGAUUUUUCACGCAUGAACAUCGAAAUUCUUUGCAACCUGAUCGAGAAUUGCGGUCGUUACCUGCUUCGGAAUCCAGAAACAGCCCCGCGUAUGAUGAGUUUCCUUGAAACUCUUCAGCGCAAGAAGUCUGUUCAGCAUAUUGGGCAGCCAGAGCGCAUGCUUAUCGAUAAUGCCGUCUAUUACGUUGAUCCGCCAGAACGCUCGGCUAUCGAGCAAAAGGAACGCACUCCCAUGGAACUGUUCGUUCGCAAAUUGAUCUAUGUUGAUAUGACGAAGAGAAAUUAUAGCAAGAUCUUGAAGCAGAUUCGAAGACUUCACUGGGAGGAAACAGAGGUGGUUGCCAUCUUGGAAAAGGUGUUUUCCAAGCCUGGAAAGGUCAAGUAUGGAAGCGUUCACCUUCUUGGAAUCCUGCUUAGCGCGCUCUAUCGUUAUCACCCUGCCUUUGUAGUGAAGGUUAUCGACAACGUGAUUGAAUCCAUGACGUUUGGUCUUGAGCAGAACGACUACAGAUUCUAUCAGCGACGCGUUGCUGAAGUGAAGUAUCUUGGCGAGCUUUACAACUACCGUAUGCUUGAACAUCCUGUCAUCUUUGACAUCAUGUACAAGAUCAUGACGUUUGGAUAUGGUGGACCACCUGUGCCUGGCAAAUAUAGCCCACUAGAUCCCCCUGAUGACUUCUUCCGAAUUCGCCUUGUUUCUACGAUGCUGGAGACAUGCGGCAUGUUCUUUAACCGCGGGGCCGCGGGUAAGAAGCUAGAUUACUUUCUCUCCUUCUUCCAGUACUACAUCUUUACUAAGGCGUCCCUGCCGAUGGAUAUCGAGUUCCUGGUUCAUGAUACAUUUGCCCUUACGCGCCCGCAGUGGAAGAUUGCUUCUGGACUGGAUGAGGCAGUCAAAGCCUUCCAGCUUGCUGUUGCCCAGGAUCAGAAGUCGGCAGGCGUUGAUAAGGGAGUUGAUGUGGACGAUGCAACCAGUGACGCCUUAUCUGACGAUGACAAUGACGAAGAUGGUGAUGACAACGAUGAUAGUGCUUCGGAGGAGGAAGAGGCAGAGGAUAUGGAGGAGGACUCGGACAGCGAUAGUGCCUUUGACGAAGAGGCUAUUGUUGUGACCCGACAAGAAGAGGAGGUUGACCCUGAAGACGAAGCUGACUUUGAGCGUGAAUAUGCCAAAAUGAUGGCUGAAAGUCUCGAAUCACGCAAAUUCGAGCGUAAACAGCUCUUCGACGUGCCGCUUCCAGUUCGCUCCAAGACUCGGGAGGCGACUUCGACAGAGGGAGGUGAAGGGGAGUCCCCUCCCGGCCACACCAUGGCGUUCUCUCUAUUGACCAAAAGGGGCAACCGCCAACAGACACGAACUGUUGAGCUGCCUUCUGAUUCGACAUUUGCCGUUGCCAUGAAAAACCAGCAACUGGCUGAGCGGGAGGAACAGCAACGUAUCAAGAACUUGGUUCUCAACUACGAUCUCCAACAGAGUGAAGAUCAAGAUGGUGGUACAGACCCUCACCUUCCACAACUUUAUCGAAACACCAAUAUUCACAUACAAACUCAGGCAACGAACGACCGGCGACGUAUUAUCACAACCGUUUAG
This is a messenger RNA of Fusarium venenatum, 3357 nucleotides long. Its product is annotated as armadillo-type protein. Gene Ontology annotation, biological process: nuclear-transcribed mRNA catabolic process, nonsense-mediated decay. NCBI's taxonomy places the organism in Eukaryota, Fungi, Ascomycota, Sordariomycetes, Hypocreales, Nectriaceae. Gene Ontology annotation, molecular function: RNA binding; protein binding. Gene Ontology annotation, cellular component: cytoplasm; exon-exon junction complex. The record is from RefSeq and is a predicted model, not a curated record.